AUGGUACGUCAUCCAUCAGGUCGAAUUUCCUCCAAGAACGAAGAUGAAGACGAAGACGAUGAUCACUACGUGUCUUCAGGAGAGGAGCAGGAUGGAUCAGAAUCACCUUUAGAGGCAACAGUGGAGAAGAGGUCAUUAUCCGCUAGGGAAGCGGUGACGGCACAGGAAGCAGCAGAAGCGGCGGCAGCGGGAGGAGAGGAGCCGGUGAAGAUGUCGUUGAUGGACUUGUUGGGGGAGACAGGGUACGAAAUGGGAGAAGACGAGGAAAACGAGGAUGAAGACGAAGAUGAAGACAAUGUGGCGGUGUCAUCCAGGGGAGGGAUGGAAUAUACGUGCUGCAUUUACAUGUUUUGCCGACAACAGGCUUCCCGGAAAAAGCAGAAGCGGGGAAAGCAGCAGCAAGAUCUUCAUUGUUUUGUUCCAAUUUUGAUGGUGGUGGAGUUCGGAUUCGCUGGUUUAUAUCCUUCAGGGUAA
Messenger RNA from Hibiscus syriacus, 474 nucleotides. RefSeq lists its product as uncharacterized. The record is from RefSeq and is a predicted model, not a curated record. Lineage: Eukaryota; Viridiplantae; Streptophyta; Magnoliopsida; Malvales; Malvaceae. The transcript is spliced from 2 exons. The coding region runs from base 1 to 474 and encodes 157 amino acids.